Messenger RNA from Styela clava, 2047 nucleotides. RefSeq names its product cilia- and flagella- associated protein 210-like. The record is from RefSeq and is a predicted model, not a curated record. Lineage: Eukaryota; Metazoa; Chordata; Ascidiacea; Stolidobranchia; Styelidae. Gene Ontology annotation, cellular component: axonemal microtubule.
AUUAAAAUGACAAAUCAUAAAAAGCUCGUAAUGAUAUAAAAACUUCAUACUGAUAUGGCAACUGUGCAGCAUGCUAACUUUAUCCAGUAUGGCAGAAGAAUGGGGAAAUCUAAACAAACAAUUGAAGAAAGUGAACAAAUAUCAGAUGAUGUUGCAGAACAUGUUCCCCAUGGAAUGAGGCUUCCCGAUGGAUCAGAUUUAAGACAGGUUACUGUACUUCCACAGAGAGAAUGGAAUCGGAUCCAAAACAACCUGGAUUCAAGAGCUAAGGAACUGGAACGUGUUAGAGAGGCGAAACGACAGCAGGAAGAAUUACAUGCUGAGUCUUUGAAUGUGGUGAAAAAUUGGUCGAAUACAAUUGCUGGUCAAAGACAAAAGAAACUUGAAGCAAGAAAAGUCCGUGAAGCCAAGGAGGAAGAGGAACGUGUUAAGAUCGAUAUUGAGGAAGCAAAAUUUCAGGCAAAACGAAGACAAGUGGCGAUCGAAAAAGCAAAAACUUUGCAAUAUUUUCAAACAGACAGAGUGAAAUCAUUUCAUGGAGCUCUUCUUUUAACGGAAGUUUUGAAAGAAAGAGAUGCUCAGGUUGAACUUAAGAAACAGAAAAUUGCGAAUGAAAAAGGAAAAGACACUGAGCUAUUAAAAUAUUACAGGCUGCAGUAUGAAAACGGCAUUCGCAGAGAUCAAGAAAAAGCACGUGAACGAUAUGAUAUGCGAAGAAAAGUAGCAGAAUACCAAUUAUCUCAAGCUAAAGAGCAUUAUGAUGCACAACACAAAUGUAAAGAGCAGGACAAGAAAGAGGGUGAGGAAUUGAAAAAACUUGCGAAGUUGAAUGAAUGGGAACAACAGAAAUUGGAUGAAGUUAGAAGAGAAGAAAAAAGAAAAAUAAUGGAGUCACAUAAAGAUCACAUAUCUAAUCGAGAUGCAAUACGAGCUCUGGAGUUACAACAAGAUGAAGAAGAAGAUGAGGAAAUUCGAAUGUUUGCAAAUGCCAAGAAGAAGAUGCUCAAACUGCGCAAGCAAAAAGAGAAAGAACUUUUUACUCAACAACAAAAUCAAAGAGAUCGCAUGGUUGAACUUCUCGGACAUCAGUUGAAACAAAAAGUUGAUGAUGAAGAUUCACGAAUUGCAAAGGCAGAGAAAUUGAAGGAGGAAAAAUUAACAAAAGAAAUAAAAGCAAAAGAAGAUAAAUUGAAAAAAGAUCUAGCGAGCAUUGCCGAACAUAGAUUGGAGCAACUUGCUUUGAAAGAGAAACAAGAGAAAGAAGAACAUAACAAAAACUUGGAACUUUUGGAAAUGAAAAUGGAAGCAGAUAGAGUCUUUGCAGAAAAACAGAGCGAGUGGCGAAAAUCUGAAAGAGAGAGAUUGCAAAAACUUCAAAACUUCCACAUUGCACAGAUCAAUGAACUUGCAGAGAAGGAAAGAUUUAAACGACAAGAAGAUCUAGAACAUGAUCACAAAAUUGUUGAUUUGCUAAAGAUAGAAGAAGAUCAAUUUCAACAAUAUGCUGGGAAGGUAAUUAAAGAAGCCAGUGAGCAGAAAUGCAACACGUAUCCUCUUGUAAAGGCAGCAAGUGCUGGUGCGGGAGGGGGAAGAGGCCCCAGUUUCCUUGGCAAAGGGGGUGUACGACCAAGCUAUCCAGUAUCUGAUUCCACUGGUGUUCAGCUUCCCAAAUAUCAAAGAGAAACAACUGAAAGUGUCAAAUCUCAAUAUGAAGUGAAAGAUCCUGUUCGUGCCAAAAAACGUCUUGGAUUUGUAUGGUGAUCCCACUCAUUUUAGAUGUUCUGUUAUAUAUAUUUUUUUCAAACAUGCUAACGCACAUUUUGUUAUAUUCUUUGUUAUAAUUUAAAUACUGCUUCAUCAAUCACUGUUUAUUGAUGCGUCAAGCUUUAAAACUAAUGCAUCAGUAUCCAAUGAUUAAGUUAGUUCAAUGUAAUCUAGUUAACAUUCCGCCACUUUCCGAGUGUACGCAACGACAAUGUACUACUCUUGAAGAUUUAAAACUAUAAAAAUUGGUAUAGGAAUUGGAAUAAAAUGUAUAUUUAUCACA